AUGGCAACCGCCGCAGCCACAUACGCAGGCGUGACGGCUCUGAUCGCCAACAUCGCGAGACAGCAUGACCCUACUCGCGAAUCUUCCUUCAGUGCCCAAAUAGCCGCCAAUGGUGCCGAGAACGCUGCCAACGCCAUCUCCAUACCUGGCCCCGACUGUCCAGAGAAAACCGAGCUGGAGCAGCAGAUAGCCGCCCUCUGCGCCCGCGUCGACUUCCUUGAGCGCAAGAGCAGCGCAGCCCAGCACCAAGGCGUACUCCCACCCACGCCUGCGCAAGACCCCCCCGAGGACGGCCUGGGCUCCACCCCAGCGGGCUCCCUCCGCAGCAAUGGUCCGCCCGGCCAGGGACGCCGAGGCUCAACCAAGGAAAGAGCACAAUGGGUCUCCAAUUGGUUGGCGGCAAAGGAAACAAAUGGUGAUGCUGAGGAGCCUGCUGCAGCCCUGACCGAAGAGCAGCUCAACUACCUACGCAGUCACCUCAACCAGCAAGCAGACCAGGCAAGUCUUUCGUCUGAAGUCAAGAAUCAACUGACUACCCAGAACAUGGUUUUCGAACACGGCAUCGAGGACAUUGGAGCGCUCAAGCGGGAGCUGGGCAAGCACCAGCAAGCCAACUUGGCCUUCCAGAAAGCGCUACGAGAAAUUGGUGCGAUUGUCACAGCAGUCGCUAUGGGCGAUCUGAGCAAGAAAGUCUUGAUACAUGCCAAGGAAAUGGACCCGGAAAUCACUCUGUUCAAACGCACAAUCAACACCAUGGUGGAUCAGCUACAAGAAUUCGCCAGUCAAGUCACUUUUUUGGCCAGAGAGGUCGGCACAGAGGGAAGGCUUGGCGGCCAGGCCAAUCUGCCUGGCGUUGCUGGCAUUUGGGCCGAGUUGACCGAUAGUGUCAAUGUAAUGGCCAACAACCUGACGCAGCAAGUACGAGAGAUUGCUGUAGUCACAACUGCUGUCGCCCAUGGCGACCUCAGCCGAAAGAUUGAACGUCCCGCCAAGGGCGAAAUUCUACAGCUUCAACAAACGAUCAAUACCAUGGUGGACCAACUCCAGUCGUUCGCAACCCAAGUCACAAAAGUGGCCAGAGAUGUCGGCACCGAAGGAAAGCUUGGCGGGCAGGCUGAGAUUGCGGGUGUGCAGGGCAUGUGGAACGAACUCACGGUCAAUGUGAACGCCAUGGCGCAAAACCUGACGACACAGGUACGAGACAUCGCACAGGUAACGACGGCUGUGGCACAAGGCAACCUCACUCAGAAAGUAGAGGCUGAAUGCAAGGGCGAGAUUUUGGACCUGAAACUGACCAUCAAUCGCAUGGUGGACCAGUUGCAACAAUUUGCACACGAAGUCACCAAGAUAGCACGAGAAGUCGGAUCCGAAGGUCGACUUGGCGGACAGGCUACAGUACAUGGUGUCGAGGGUACCUGGAAAGACCUCACGGAAAACGUGAAUGGUAUGGCCAUGAAUCUCACAACCCAGGUGCGAGAAAUCGCAGAAGUCACUACAGCUGUCGCGCGAGGGGAUCUGAGCAGAAAAGUCAAGGCCGAGGUACAGGGUGAGAUCUUGUCACUCAAGAUUACCAUCAACACCAUGGUGGACCGUUUGAAUACGUUCGCACAGGAAGUUAGCAAGGUCGCUCGCGAGGUCGGAACCGACGGAAUCCUAGGGGGUCAGGCACAAGUCGACAACGUCGAGGGCAAGUGGAAGGACCUAACCAACAAUGUCAACACGAUGGCGCAAAACCUCACGCUGCAAGUGCGAAGUAUCUCCGAAGUCACACAGGCGAUUGCCAAAGGAGACAUGAGCAGGAGAGUCCACGUGGACGCCGAGGGAGAAAUUCGCCUACUCAAGGACACCGUCAACGACAUGGUGAUGAGGCUGGACGAAUGGUCACUCGCCGUGAAACGCGUCGCUCGCGAUGUGGGUGUGGAUGGCAAGAUGGGCGGUCAGGCCGACGUCCGCGAUAUUGACGGCAGAUGGAAGGAAAUCACGACAGACGUCAACACCAUGGCCCAAAACCUUACAUCGCAAGUGCGAGCAUUCGGCGACAUCACCAACGCAGCCAUGGAGGGCAAAUUUACGCAAAUCACCGUCGAAGCCUCGGGCGAAAUGGACGAGUUGAAGCGCAAGAUCAACCAGAUGGUGGCCAGUUUACGUGAAAGUAUUCAGCGCAACACGGCCGCAAGGGAGGCUGCCGAAUUGGCCAACAAAACCAAAUCAGAAUUCUUGGCAAACAUGUCGCACGAGAUCAGGACGCCCAUGAACGGAAUCAUUGGAAUGACACAGUUGACGCUGGACACGGAUUUGACGCAUGCACAACGCGAGAUGUUGACCAUUGUGCACAACCUGGCUGGACAAUUACUCACCAUCAUUGACGACAUUCUUGACAUCUCCAAGAUUGAGGCAAACCGCAUGGUCAUGGAGGAGAUUCCAUUUUCCAUGAGGGGCACCCUAUUCAACGCGCUCAAGUCGUUGGCUUCACGGGCGAAUGAGCGCAAGUUGAACCUGGCGUACGAUGUCAACCACAAGGUGCCGGAUUACGUUAUUGGCGACUCCUUCAGGUUACGACAGAUUAUUCUCAACCUGGUUGGCAAUGCCAUCAAAUUCACUGAGCUGGGGGAGGUCAAGGUCGCCAUCUCCAUGGCGCAAGACCAAGAAUGCGGGCCGGACCAGUACGUUUUUCAGUUUGCCGUAUCGGACACUGGCAUAGGUAUUCGUGGCGAUAAGCUCAACCUCAUUUUCGACACAUUCCAGCAAGCGGAUGGAUCAACGACGAGGAAAUUCGGUGGUACCGGUCUUGGUCUGUCCAUCUCCAAGCGUCUGGUCACGUUGAUGGGCGGACGCAUGUGGGUGGAGUCCGACUUUGGCAAGGGCAGUGUCUUCUACUUCACGUGUAGAGUGCGUCUUGGCAAGCCCGAGAUCUCUGCGAUUCAACCCCAGCUCAUGGCCUACAAGGGCCACUCGGUCUUGUUUGUCGACCAAGGCAAUACCAACUUCUCGGAGCAGAUCAUUGAGCAUAUCAAAGCUCUUGAACUUGUGCCCAUGGUGGUCAAGGGAGUGGAUGAGGUGCCAGACACUGCGACCAAAGCGGAUAUGCCCUUUGACUGUGUCAUCGUGGACAACGAGAGGACAGCCAGGGAGCUCAGGAUUGCUGAGCGAUUCAAGUACAUCCCGCUUGUCGUGCUUACACCGCACAUCACUGUCAGCCUGAGGUCUGCGCUCGAGAAUGGUAUCUCUAGCUACAUGACCACGCCAUGCCUGCCGAUUGACUUGGGUAAUGCGCUCAUUCCAGCUCUUGAUGGGCGAGCUGCGCCACUGGUCUCGGACCACUCGAAGUCGUUCAAUAUUCUGCUAGCCGAAGACAACGCCGUCAACCAGAAGCUUGCAGUGAGGAUCUUGGAGAAGUAUCAUCACCGGGUGACGGUGGCCAACAAUGGUCUCGAGGCCUUUGAGCAUAUCCAGAAGAAACGCUAUGACUGCGUUCUCAUGGAUGUGCAGAUGCCUGUUAUGGGUGGAUUCGAAGCAACUGCCAAGAUCCGCGAAUGGGAACGUGAGAAUGGCAUUCCGUCCACAUCAGUCAUUGCCUUGACUGCCCACGCCAUGGUGGGCGAUCGCGAGAAGUGUCUUGCAGCCCAAAUGGAUGACUACCUCUCGAAGCCUUUGCGGCAGAACCAGCUCAUCCAGACGAUUCUUCGAUGUGCUACCCUCGGUGGCGGCAAUCACGUCGCGCGAGAUCACCUACCGGACCUUCAAAUGCCGGGUAGUUCGAGUCCAGCGGCUAAGAAGCGACCACAGCUCGAGACUAGGGGGUACACGGAGCGGGGCGGGGCUGAUAGCCCAAGGCUACUGGCAGUGGAUCAGACGGAUAACAACAGUGUCGAGAGACUGUUACUUCGCAGCCACAGUAGCUGA
Molecule: messenger RNA, 3903 nt
Organism: Plenodomus lingam JN3
Lineage: Eukaryota; Fungi; Ascomycota; Dothideomycetes; Pleosporales; Leptosphaeriaceae
Source: RefSeq, a predicted model, not a curated record